AUGCUCCGCUCCGCGCUCGCGACGUCGUCCCGCAUCGGACUCGACUUUGCCCUUCCUUCGCGCGGCUUCGCAACCUCGGCGAUUGCGCGUGCCGAGCGCGACGGCCCGCGUUUCCGCUGGUCGCCUCUCGACUCUGCGCCCUACCGUCGCUCUACGGGACAGGCGGACCGCGCGCCAACCCACCAGCUCUCGGUGUUCAGCAGCCGCAACAACGUCAUGCUCACAUUUUCCGACUCGCUUGGUCCCCUCUUCCCCACCAUUAGCGGCGGCACCGACCUGACGUUCAAGAAGGGCCAGCGGGGCGGGUACGAGGCUGCGCACCAGGCCGCGCUCAAGAUGUUCAAAAAGCUCGGCGAGUUUGAGGACGAGUGCCGUACCCUGCGCCCGACUGAGCGUAUUUGGCUCAAGGUCGCUUUUAACGGGACGGCGGGGCAGGGGCGAACUGCUGUUGCCGACGCGAUUUCGGGGCCGGACGGCGCAGAGAUUCGCCCCCUCGUCUCGCGGGUUGAGGACCACACCCCGUUCCGUAUUGGCGGGACUCGCGGGCGUUCGCCGCGCCGUGUCUAA
Messenger RNA from Cutaneotrichosporon cavernicola, 567 nucleotides. RefSeq lists its product as uncharacterized. Gene Ontology annotation, molecular function: structural constituent of ribosome. Gene Ontology annotation, biological process: translation. The record is from RefSeq and is a predicted model, not a curated record. Bases 1 to 567 code for a protein of 188 amino acids. Lineage: Eukaryota; Fungi; Basidiomycota; Tremellomycetes; Trichosporonales; Trichosporonaceae. The transcript has a single exon. Gene Ontology annotation, cellular component: ribosome.